UGUCAAAGCAAAAAAGGCGUAGAAGAAAACAUUUUUGCACGAAUUCUACAUACAUUCUAAUUUUGGGGCGGUGUGUUAAUUGUAAAUGUACAAACUUGAGGCGUGCAAAGUUUUAUAAAGUGAAUUGCAAAUACCAUAAUAAAAAGUUUUAUUAUCGCAAUCAACAACAAAAAACUUCAGUUCGGUAUAUUUCCUAACCCGAAAACAGACAGCCGCUACCUACCGAAAUAUCACGGAAACCGCAAAGCUGGGCGAAAAACUAAAAAAGUUUGCCUUUUCUUAUCGAAAAAAUCCUGUUGAAGUGAUUGUAGAUGUAAAAUACAGAAAAGUUUCAUUCGCAAAUAAUUAAACGUCAAAAAAUGUAAAAAUUCAGGAAAGAUAGCAAAUUUAAUGUGCCCAACUGCACCUCGAUCUUCAGCAACAACAAACACGUCGGAAGCGGCAGAGCCACACCAAACACCUCAGCAAAGUGUCACGGCGGACAAAGCAGCACAAGCACCGAAAUAAAUCAAAGACUCCAGUUUCUGAACGAAAAUUGUUGAAGACACCACGAAUCGUGCCAGUGUUUUGGUAUUUGAAUUAAUUCAAAUUGAUGAAUCAAGAUUCAGUUUUGGCUAAAUCUCCAGCGUCAAACACGCAAACUACGCAAACUUCGCUUUGCAUUUCAGAAUCGUCCACAAUUAAGCAGCAAAUUGUAAAGUUACCUGCAAUAAUGUCUCAUUGUAACUAGACAGAUGUGCCAAAUAUUGAGGAGUUAAAUACAUUCGUGUCCAAGAUUAACCACUAAAAAAGACUUUGAGUGCGGCCAAACUUUGGAAAAAUAAAUAUCUAUAUACGAGGCAGCGCGUUUAGAUGGAUCGGAUCGAUUGUGAUUAAACAACAACAGCAAUACGUAUUGUUUUAUGAAAAUCCCAAUUUUAUGAAUCUUUCUUAUAUAUCUAAUUAAAAAUAAGGAAACCCUCCCAACUAGUCAAAGGCAAAAGAAAAGUAAAUUUAUAAAACAACAGUUUAAGAAUAGAGGAGAAACCCAUUAAAAAAGACAAGUGAUUGAAACAGUUGCAUUUAACAUUACGUAAAUUCUUUGCGGCUCUACCAUUCUAGGCAAUCUAGAUUUGCCAUUUCCUCGCAUUAUUAAAGGAUCUCUUCAUCGUGUAUAUCAUACAUAUAUAAAUACUCGCUCACACACGUUCCAUAGAGCCCAAUCGUUGUGAAAUAAAUUCAUAUAAAAUGGGCAACAAAAAUUCCUGCUGUGCUUAUUCCAGUCCUCAAUCAGAUCGCAAAUCAAAAGACAUACCACCCGUCUAUGAGGAGCGUCAUCACGUACAUAGCAGCCAUCACAUUUCUUCAUCACAACAUCAGCUAGAUGGUCAUAUUUCUGCUUCCACAGCGGCUAUUCAUCACAGUGCUGGUACACUGGACAAUCCGCAUAAUUUACAACAUAUUUCAGAACGUGAGGCGCUCGAAGGCGAUGAUGAUCCUUCCGUUGACCCAACAGCGGCCACUAUGUUCCUCGAACGAUCCAAAGUCGAAAACGGUGGUAUUUCACGUAAGCGCUCCCAGCAUCAAAUCGCUCAACAGGCGGCGAAUUCAACUGGUGGUGGUCUGAAGAAAAGUUCAUCUUGCUCCACCAUCUAUUUGGAUGACAGCACUGUAUCACAACCAAAUCUCAAAAAUACAGUGAAAUGCGUUUCACUCGCCAUUUAUUAUCACAUCAAAAAUCGACAGUCCAAUCGUCGGCUAGAUAUUUUCGACGAAAAGCAGCAUCCUCUUACGCAUGAUGCUGUUCCUGAUGACUAUGAUUCGCAUAAUCCGGAACAUAGACAGAUCUACAAAUUCGUGCGCACGCUCUUUAAUGCGGCUCAACUGACUGCUGAAUGUGCCAUUAUAACGCUAGUCUAUCUUGAGCGUUUGCUCACUUACGCGGAAUUGGAUUUGGCACCAUGCAAUUGGAAGCGUAUGGUUUUGGGUGCCAUACUGCUCGCCUCCAAAGUGUGGGAUGAUCAAGCUGUCUGGAAUGUGGACUAUUGUCAAAUCUUAAAGGAUAUCACCGUUGAAGAUAUGAAUGAACUUGAACGCCAAUUCCUUGAGUUAUUGCAAUUCAAUAUUAAUGUGCCCUCAUCCGUCUAUGCCAAAUAUUACUUUGACUUGCGUACGCUCGCCGAAGCGAACGACUUGUCAUUCCCAACAGAGCCACUCUCCAAGGAGCGUGCCCAAAAGUUGGAGGCCAUGUCACGCGUUAUGCAGGAUAAAGUGACUGCCGAAGCAUUGAAGAAUGGAAUGAAAAAGUGGUCAUCAAUGGACAACAUAAGCCAAGGCGGGCCGCGACGUUCUGUGGCUAUACUUUCGUGAUUUUCGUUAGUUUAUUAGAUAGCAUUUGAUAAACUAAGGUUAAACAAAGAAGAAGUGCGUGAAACAUUUAAAUAUUUUGAUUAUCAAAUAAUUAUACGCACACUUUAGAAACUCACAUUUCCUCACGCCCAUGGGAAACUCGUAACACACGAUUUGUUCAAGUACGCAACUUUAUACGUACGAAAACUUUUGAAAGUAGAUUCUCAGAGAGAGGAAAGUCAGCAAAGAAGUACUUUGGUCUUACCAUAUAUUGCGAUUUCAUUUUCAUUGGAGACUGCAAUCAAGUUUCAUGCGAGAAAAGUUUCAUCGUAAAAUAGCUUAUAAAAAUCACUCACUCCCUAGUGCGGGCACAAUUGCCGUCAAAAUGCGUCGGGCAUUUCUGAAAUGCAAUGAUAAUGCUGUCAUUACUUCCACUAAAAAUACUUAUCUUUAUUUAUACCGUUUAAUCAAAUGCAAAGCUCUUGACUGGAAUCACAAACCAUAAAUAUUAGAAUCGCCUACUACUUUAGCUGCUUGUAUGUAGCUGUAAAUUACCAAGGAAUUGUCCUUUUUCAUGAGAUUGAAAUAUAUUUGAAAACCUAAUUUUAGAGUCGCAAACAUGCCUGCGAACUCGAGUGAACACACAUAGGGUGCAUACAAUCGCAAUACGAUGUGGUUUAAAGCAAAAAUAUUUUUAACGGGAAAAAAGUGGCAGACGCUGUUGAAAUUUGUUUGCUUGCAUUGAGUAAAGGAUAUCCUCACGCACAGGAAAACAUCAGAAAUAUAUGCGAAAUAAUCUCAAGAUACGAGUACAUUUGCACAUUGGCACUUCCGUUAAUAACCUGUAGCAGUAGCUAUAUACAAUAGUUUGUAUUUAUAAAACUCGAAUUGUGCAAACUAAGCGCUAAAGACCAUUUUAAGUAGCUUUUAAUAAAUGUUAUUCAAGUAUAAAUACAGAGAGAAGACAUACAUAUGCGAACAAAGAGGUGCGAUAAGAAGUAGAAUAUUCAGAUUUUAAAAAUAAAGAAUCAGUGGCCAAAAAAAAAAAUUUAAGUAGAUUACGAUUUAAUAUGAAUGAAAACACGAAUUGUAGGCUUUAAAAAGCUUAAUAAGACUCCAAAAUACGCAGAUAUUUUUAAUACUAAGGGAAAUCAUAAAUAAAAAAACACGAUUCAACGUCAAACAAUUAUUUCAUAAUCAAGAUUAUUUUGCUGUGCUAUUGAUACAAAAGCUGUAGUGGCUUUGGAAUGAAAAAUGGACUAAGGAAUUGCAUUAAGCUUUUUCUAUUUUUUAUAUUUUGUAAAACUAAAACUUUAAUUUAUCAGACUUAAACGGACUUAAGUUACCAAAAUCAUCGAAACUAAUACAUAAAACAAAGAAUUGUAUAUUUUUUGUAUAAAAAUUAUUUUUGUGAUCAUAAAAAUGUGUUAAUGCAAUUUCACUCUAGGUGGUUUUCAAAAAUGCGUUUUAAUUAUCGUAUACACCUAUUUUAAAAUCUUAAAUCUAAAAAAACAUUUAAUUGUUCUUAAGUAACACUAAAAAGUAACGAACAAAAAUAAAUUACUUGAAACUCUUUAAGCUCAUAACAUUACUGCAAAGUAUCUAUGUAAGAUUUACUUUUGUAAACAUAAUAAUGACCAAACGCAAUUGCAGAUUUCAACGGAAAAUUCCAACCAU
Molecule: messenger RNA, 4005 nt
Organism: Rhagoletis pomonella (apple maggot)
Lineage: Eukaryota; Metazoa; Arthropoda; Insecta; Diptera; Tephritidae
Product: cyclin-Y-like
Exons: 4
Coding region: 1228-2349 (373 amino acids)
Biological process (GO): regulation of canonical Wnt signaling pathway; regulation of cyclin-dependent protein serine/threonine kinase activity
Cellular component (GO): plasma membrane
Molecular function (GO): protein kinase binding; cyclin-dependent protein serine/threonine kinase activator activity
Source: RefSeq, a predicted model, not a curated record